This is a messenger RNA of Panicum hallii, 2472 nucleotides long. RefSeq names its product COBRA-like protein 7. The coding region runs from base 111 to 2114 and encodes 667 amino acids. Gene Ontology annotation, cellular component: membrane. Gene Ontology annotation, biological process: cellulose microfibril organization. The transcript has a single exon. The record is from RefSeq and is a predicted model, not a curated record. NCBI's taxonomy places the organism in Eukaryota, Viridiplantae, Streptophyta, Magnoliopsida, Poales, Poaceae.
CCAGCUGUGCACGCGCUUUCCGAUCGCUUCAUCUACCUCGCCACCCCGCUCCCGCCCAGCGCCAGCUCCCAGUCGCCAGCCCACCGCGCGCGCGCUCUCCCGAUCCAGCGAUGGCUGCCUCCGCAGCUCCCCAGGUCGUGGUCCUCGGGUUCCUCCUGCUCGCGGGGCUCGCGGCGGCGCAGAGGGGGACGACGCCCGCGGCCGCCGCCCCCGCGCCCGACCCCGGCUGCAACGGCAUCCAGCUCACCUACAACUUCCAGGGCCGCACCAAGAUCCGCCCGUUCGUCAGCGACAGGAACAAGCAGCCCUACGCGUUCCGCGCCAACGCCACCGUGCUCAACUCCGGCACCCGCCCGCUCAAGUCGUGGGCGAUACUCGUCGAGUUCGCCCAUGGCGAGAUCCUCGUCGGCGUCAACGGCGCCGUGCUCACGGGCAGCGGCGAGCUGCCGUACAACACCACGGAGGACGCCGGCAAUGCUACCUCCUUCUCGGGGUACCCGCAGACGGAGCUCCUCACGCCCAUCGCCACCGCCGGCGACCUCUCGCAGAUCCAGGCCUCCGUCGGUAUCGUCGGCACGCUCUUCGCCGGGCCCGGCCCGUUCGUGCCGCUCCCCACCAAGCUGUCGCUGGACAACCCGGAUUACCGCUGCCCGGCGGCGAGAAACGUCACCGCGGGGAUCCUGUCCACGUGCUGCGUCCUCAAGCCGGAGGCCGAGGCCAACGCCACGGUCAUCGACGCCAACGCCACCGAUCCGACCAAGAACUUCCUCACGCGCGGCACCGGCGACCUCGUCAUCACCUACGACGUGCUCCAGGCGUACCCCUCCAGCUACCUCGCGCUCGUCACGCUCGAGAACAACGCUAAGCUUGGCCGCCUCGACAAUUGGCGGCUGUCGUGGGAGUGGCGGCGCGGGGAGUUCAUCUACUCCAUGAAGGGCGCUCACACGUCGGAGGUGGACACUUCCGGCUGCAUCUAUGGGGCGCAGGGGCAGUACUACCAGAGCCUUGAUUUCUCUCAGGUGCUCAAUUGCGACCGCAAGCCGGUGAUCCUUGACCUGCCGCUGUCCCGGUACAAUGACACCCAGAUUGGAAAGAUUGACAACUGCUGCAGGAAUGGCACAAUCCUGCCCAAGUCCAUGGAUGAGAAGCAGUCCAAAUCGGCGUUCCAAAUGCAGGUGUUCAAGAUGCCACCGGAUCUGAACCGGACCAAGCUGUUCCCCCCUGCCAAUUUCAAGAUCGCUGGCGCAUCAUCGCUGAACCCAGACUAUACCUGCGGCCAGCCAGUGCGUGUCAGCCCAACGGCAUUCCCAGACCCAAGCGGGCUUGACUCGACGACACUGGCUAUGGCGACAUGGCAGGUGGUGUGCAACAUUACCAGAACUAAGGGGGCCAAGCCCAAGUGCUGUGUGACCUUCUCAGCAUACUACAAUGACUCGGUGAUCCCCUGCAACACUUGCGCUUGUGGGUGCCCUGCAAACAGGCGAGGGCCAACCUGCAGCACGACAGCGCAAUCCAUGCUCCUGCCACCGGAAGCGCUGCUUGUGCCGUUCGACAACCGGACACAGAAGGCGAUGGCAUGGGCUGAGCUGAAGCACUACAAUGUGCCCCGCCCAAUGCCUUGUGGUGAUUUCUGCGGUGUGAGCAUCAACUGGCACGUCUCGACAGAUUACAACAAGGGCUGGAGUGCUCGAGUGACAUUGUUCAAUUGGGAGGAUGUUGACAUGGCCAAUUGGUUUGCCGCCAUUGUCAUGGACAAGGCGUAUGAUGGCUUUGAGAAGGCUUACUCUUUCAAUGCCACUGCGGUGGGCAAGAACACCAUCUUUAUGCAGGGCCUGGAGGGGCUCAAUUACCUUGUGAAGCAGACCAACAUGAGUGGAUCAGACUACCUUGUACCCGGGAAGCAACAGUCAGUCCUCUCGUUCACAAAGAAGCUGACCCCUGGGAUCGACGUGGUGGCUGGGGAUGGCUUCCCAACAAAGGUCUUCUUCAACGGCGACGAAUGUGCCAUGCCGCAAAGGAUUCCUAUGAGCAGCGGAUUCAGGACCCGUCUCAGCAGUGCCUUUGCUUUGUUGUUGGUCCUUGCUGCUUCAGCUUUCCUAUUGCUUCAGCAAUGAUCCACGGGCCUCUGAUUCUUUUAUUCUUUCAGGUGGUUUGAUCGAUGCCAUUUGUAAGAAAGCCUUUUUGUUUCUGUUGAUUUCUUAGUAGACCUUAUUUAGCUGCUGUUUGUUAGUCGAAUGGAGCAGCAAUCGUGCAACAGUAUGAAUACUUGGAUAGUGAGGAAAAAAGAGGCGAGGACACCCAUUUGUUGCGGGUUUGCAACAUUGGUUCCUCCCUCUGAUGACAUUUACAUGUUUACACCAGAUGAGUGAUCUGUACAUCUCUGAUCUAGCUGUGUCUCGUUUGGUCUGUCAUACGGAAUUUACCAUUUCUCACUUCUCACUUUGACUGUUAAUAGAACCGUAUGGCUGCUCA